GCCUCCUCGGGAGGAGGAGCAGGAGGCGCCGAAGGGGAGGCGCAGACGAGCAGCGAGCCAGCGCCAGCCGCGUCUCCAAGUUCCAGGCCCCGGGCGCGUAAUGCGGAGCGCGGCGGGGGCCGGUUGCAGCGCCCGGGCGGGGGCCCGGAGGCGGCGGAUCGGGGCCUGGCCGGUGCUGGGCGGCUAGAUCCGAGCAGCUGCUGCCGGGAGAGGAGGGAGGAAGCCAGCCAGACGGAGGAGAGAGAGAGAGAGAGACGCACAAGAGACGCCAGCUGCCGUGCGCCAAAGCGCGCUUUGGAGAGACCCCCGUCGGGACUUGGAGAGGGACGCGCGGCGGCGAGGGACUCUGCAGAGGGAAACGGAUGCUCACCCAGGAGACAUUGGAACGCAGCCGCUCUACGCCGGAAUGCGGGAGAACCCUCUCAUAGUUCUUCGGAGUGGACAUGUCAUAAAGGCUUCCUCCGUCCAGCGGGAAGCUAAAACAUUUCCCUAAGCGCCCUUAGCUUCGCUUCUUUCCUCCGGCCCAGGACUUCUGCAGGUGUCCCCCCCCAAAAAAAUAACCCCAUAUUCCUGCCCCACCGGCUACCAUGAACGGCCUGACGGUCAGCGAACUCUGUUGCCUUUUCUGUUGCCCGCCCUGCCCCGGGCGCAUCGCCGCCAAACUGGCCUUCCUGCCCCCCGAGCCGACGUACACCAUCGUCCCCGAACCGGAUCCCGUUGCGGGGGGGCCCGGCAGCGCCUCCCCCCGAGGAGGAGCCAUGACCCGCUGGAAGCUGCACCUGGGCGACCGAGCGGAUUUCCAGUACGCCCAGCGGGAACUGGACACCAUUGAGGUGUUUCUGACCAAGAGCAGCCGUGGGAACCGCGUGGGGUGCAUGUACGUCCGUUGCGUACCUGGCGCCAGGUUCACGGUCCUGUUCUCGCACGGCAACGCUGUGGACCUGGGCCAGAUGUGCAGCUUCUACAUCAGCCUGGGCACUCGCAUCAGCUGCAACAUCUUCUCCUACGACUACUCGGGGUACGGCGUCAGCACGGGGAAGCCCUCCGAGAAGAAUCUGUACGCCGACGUCGACGCCGCCUGGCAAGCGCUGCGCACCCGAUAUGGGAUCAGUCCCGAGAACAUCAUCUUGUACGGACAGAGCAUCGGGACGGUGCCCACUGUCGAUCUGGCGUCUCGCUACGAGUGUGCGGCUGUGAUCCUGCACUCGCCGCUCACUUCGGGGAUGCGCGUCGCCUUCCCGGAAACCAAGAAGACCUACUGUUUCGACGCUUUCCCCAACAUCGACAAAGUUUCUCGGAUCACCUCCCCGGUCCUCUUCAUCCACGGCACUGAGGACGAGGUCAUUGACUUCUCCCACGGCUUGGCCCUAUACGAGCGCUGCCCGAAGGCCGUCGAGCCGCUGUGGGUCGAGGGCGCCGGCCACAACGACAUCGAACUCUACAGCCAGUACCUGGAGCGCCUGCGCAAGUUCAUUUCGCACGACCUGGCCGGCCAGAACAACUGACAACCGCCCGUCUCGUUUCUCGCCCUCUCCUCCGGCCGCGGCUGCGCGCACCUCGGUUCGGAGGAUGGCGAGGGGCUCGCGGCUUUAGGGCGCUGUUACAUGCGCCAGUCCCCUGCCCACCGAAGCGGGAGAGGAGUCCUCCGUUACAGAGGGGCGCCAGUCUCGGGUCUCUUGGGGGCAUUCCCUCCGACACCGGGAGCCGCUCGCUCUCCCCCCGCUGCCAUCUCUGAUGUCGACGCCUCCCGCCCCGGCAAUGCGCCGAGCCGCCCCUCUCUGCGCCAGCAGACUAGCCGUUUCCGCACAUCGCUGUCCUUUUUUUACAAAAAAUACGCCGACGACGCCUCCGUCGAGACUACGCUGCCACCACGACAUCCCAUUUUCUCGGAUCCUUCUUUUCGUAACUCUCGGCGCGUCCCAGAGAUAGCAAUAAGCCUUGGGGGAAGGGGGAAGGUGGGGCGGGAUAACCCUGGCUCUGCCCCGGAGAUACAGGGUGGGGUGGGGCGCCAAAAUGCAUGACGGCCAAAACGGUCUGCUCUGCCUCCGCCGCCCGUUGCACAGCACCACCUAGAGGCCGGAGGACCUCCAUUACAGAUUCUCCUGCGCUGCGGCGGAUGGGGUUUUCGCCAGGACACGCCGGAGCGAAGACCCUGGUUGUGGAGUACAAGCUGUCUGAUCUCCACAGGCCAGGAUUAAGCGGGUUGGCGGGAGUCAGAGAGACAGCUUGCCUGUUCCGUCCACAAACUCCCGGAUCCUAUUGUUUGAAUAUCCCCGCCGUAUCCGGAUACCCCCCAUGUGUUUGAGCCAGAAUUCAUUUAAUUCCAAGUAACGCAGGGAAUCUUUUUCGUGUGUGUGUGUAUUCGGGGAGGGGGGAGGAGAGGGAGUUUGGGGAAAGCCUCCCACCCGUUCGUUUUUGAAACAAAGAGGAAUAAAAGUUUGGAAGACCCAGA
Messenger RNA from Podarcis muralis (Common wall lizard), 2452 nucleotides. It is a transcript of the gene ABHD17A, whose product is annotated as abhydrolase domain containing 17A, depalmitoylase. The record is from RefSeq and is a predicted model, not a curated record. Gene Ontology annotation, molecular function: palmitoyl-(protein) hydrolase activity. NCBI's taxonomy places the organism in Eukaryota, Metazoa, Chordata, Lepidosauria, Squamata, Lacertidae. Gene Ontology annotation, biological process: regulation of postsynapse organization; protein depalmitoylation. Gene Ontology annotation, cellular component: endosome membrane; plasma membrane.